CCGGAAGAUUCACUUGAAUAUUCAGAGUCUUUAGUUCCGGUGUGCUUGCCAGAAUCCCAGUCUGUAUGUGCGCCGAAUAAAAGGCAUGAUUCUGUACUCAGAGUACGGAUACAUAGCAGCACGAGUUCCCAGCUUAAACAGACGAAACACGGUCCUAUAGUCUUGCCCAUCGGUGUUUGUCGAAUUUUUCCUCUCAAUACCAUUUUCCAGCACAAUGGUCGCGUUGAUAAACUCCAACAACCCCCUUCCAGCCAAGCAAGGCGAAGCUGCAGGCUCGGACUCAAAUGCUUCCGUCAUCGAGGAGCUCCAGAGCUUCCACUGCAAGUGGCUGAGAUUUUGCUGGCACGACUACACUUCGACCGCAAGAUGCCGUCUGAUGCCCAUGAAGAGGGUGCUCGCCAUGUUGGAGCAUGGGCAAGGUCUCGACCUCUCCAUCACCAUGGCUAGCAUGGGUUUGCUACAGUCCGACACCAUGAUUCCUGAAGUCACUGGAACCGGCAUGUAUGCCGCCCACCCGGACUGGUCCUCCUUGAGACGGGGUCCUGCUCAAGGGCAUGCCACCGUGUCUCUCGACUUCAAGGAAAGUGAUGGUUCCGACGUGGUUUUUUGUCCGCGAACCGUGCUCCGAAAGUCCGUGGAAAGGGCAUCCAGCCAUGGUCUCUCGUUUCUCUUAGGGUUCGAACUCGAGUUUAUUAUCCUUGAGCCAAACCCCGAAGCUGGGAACCAGCAGACACCCAGGCAUCGCGCCAUGCACAACGACGCCCACGGCUGGUCCAAGACCAGAGCCAUCGCAGAGAUUGGCCGCGAUGGGAGCUUCAUCAGCAUUAUCGAUGAACUGCUGGACACUUUGAGCGAUGCAUCCAUCGAAAUUGAGCAAUUCCAUCCAGAGACAGCCCCUGGACAGUACGAAGUUGUCCUGCCGCCACUGCCACCACUGGAGGCUUGCGAUGCACUGCUUCGCACACGCGACAUUGUCGAAGCUGUUGCCGCACGGCACAACUUCCUCAUGACCUUGCACCCAAAGCCAUUCGCAACGAGCAGCGGCUCGGCCUCGCACGUGCACGUGUCCAUAUCCUCCCCGGGCGGCAACGACCGCCAAGUCUACGAGCCGUUCUACGCAGGAAUCCUCAAGCACUAUCCAGCUCUGCUGGCCUUCACCUAUGCCAACCCCACGAGCUACGAACGCAUGGUAGACAGCUUCUGGGCCGGCGGCCGUUGGGUAGCCUGGGGCACGCAGAACAAGGAGGCACCUCUGCGCAAGUGUCAGGACAGUCACUGGGAGAUGAAGACCUUGGACGGACUGGCGAACCCUUAUCUCGCCAUGGCAGCGAUUCUUUCAGCCGGAACAAGCGGUGUGACGAGCCGAGAGAUCCUUGUUUGGGGGGACUGCGCCAAGGAUCCAGCCAAACUCACGGCGGAGGAGAGAGAGCAGCUGGGCGUGACGGUCAUGUUCCCCCGCGACCUCAAGGACGCUCUGCGGGCUCUGGAAGCGGAUAAGGCACUGGGCGAGGUCCUUGGGCACGAGCUUGUGCAGAGAUACAUGGAUGUGAAAAGGGGCGAGUUGAGCAUUCUCGAUCCCAUGAGCGCAGAGGAACGCAGAGAGUGGGUUUUGCAGAGAUAUUAGUGAGAUAGUCCUGG
Messenger RNA from Emericellopsis atlantica, 1638 nucleotides. RefSeq lists its product as uncharacterized. Gene Ontology annotation, molecular function: glutamine synthetase activity. Lineage: Eukaryota; Fungi; Ascomycota; Sordariomycetes; Hypocreales; Bionectriaceae. The record is from RefSeq and is a predicted model, not a curated record. The transcript has a single exon. Bases 215 to 1624 code for a protein of 469 amino acids.